UAAAGCCGUAAUGACUAACGACGACGAACCUAUAAAAGAAUAUAUGACUUACGAACCAGUAAACGCAUCCAAGAGUGGUAAUAAAACGGGAAAGGAGAAAAGAAAUGUGUCUAUAGAGUGGAUGAUGAUAUUGUUAUGGAUCGAAGCUAUAAUCCGAAGGGCAGUAAUGUAA
Molecule: messenger RNA, 172 nt
Organism: Racocetra persica
Lineage: Eukaryota; Fungi; Glomeromycota; Glomeromycetes; Diversisporales; Gigasporaceae
Source: the annotation of a GenBank genome assembly